AUGGCUGACGUCCACGUGCUCAGUCCGUCAAAUUCCGUGGUGUUGCCGGGGUCGGCUUCUGCCCUAGCGGUGAAGUCACUCCAGAAAUACACAAGCGUAAGGUCUUUGGUGUGUUCUUUUUUCGAACGAGCUAACAACGAACGGGACGCUGACAGAGCCACCGUGGUUGUGUUGGAUGAGUUUUCCAAGACAAGUGAUCCUUUGGACGCUCUCAGUGGUGCUGAUAAGGUGUUGCUUUUUCGAUACUUCUUCAGUCACUUGAACUUAAUAGCAGUCGAGAUGAAGUCACUUAAUGAAGGCGUCGUUCUCAAUCUCAACUCGAUCAUCUCCAGCACGAAUUCAUUGGCUGGCCACAGAAUAUCCAGAAUCGAGUUGUGGACAGGCACCGCACCACAGUUGAUUAAUGACGUUUAUUUGGACGAUGAAUCGUCCCCUCCUGGCGUUACAAAUGCCGUCAACACCAUGUCUUCGGCGCUCUGCGUCAGCUCGUGCAAAUCCACGUCGACCGGGAUUCGCAUACGCAAGCUUUUACGCCUAUUGCAUGAGAAUAUAGACACUUUCAAGCUACUUCUGAAAACAGAUAGCGAGCAUCUUUCACGACUCACACAUUUGGUGGGCCAUUGGUCUUUCCCAUCCCACGAACUCUCCAUCGACGACUUAUCCUAUUGUGCGUUUUUGAUGCUUGAAUUUGCUUUCCGCUACAUUAAAGAAUUGGCCAUGUGGUCCACGUUUCCAAUGCCCUCCGCAAACGAGCUCAUGAUGUUUGUAUUCUUGGUGAGAGAUAAUUAUCAGCAUGGUAACCCAUUCCACAAUUUCCGUCACGCAGUGGACGUGAUGCAAGCAUGUUUCCAUUACCUCAUAAGACUUAGGUGUUUACCUAAAUUCUCGCAGUUUAAAAACGAUCCCAGAGAGAAUGAGCUCACCACAUUAUCUGAAGAUUUUUCUCUGAAAAAGCAGUCCACUCUACUCGAGAUGGUGUUUCCUUUGGCACCUGUUCAACCAGAAGGUGAAGCUCUUGUACCGCAUUUAAAUCCAAUACAGUCUCUUGGGUUACUUCUCGCAGCUAUUGGCCACGAUUUGGGCCACCCAGGCGUAACCAACGCCUUUUUGAUUAAUCAUGAAGCUUCCACUUCUCAAAUUUACAAUGAAAGAUCGGUACUAGAACUGUACCAUACUUCGGUCUUCAUUAACAGAAUCUUCUGCAUUUGUUUCCCAGGACUAUUAGCAUAUGUGACUGACUUCAACUCGAAGUUGACACUUAAAAAUCUCAUCAUUGGCAGCAUAUUAGCGACAGAUAUGGCAGAGCAUUUUGAAUACGUUGACAAACUUAAAAAAUUCAAAUUUUCCACUUCUGACCCGUUGGACAACAAAGUGAAACUCAUCUCGUCGUUGUUGAUCAAAUGUGCCGAUAUAUCAAACGUAACGAGACCUUUGCGAGUCUCCUCACAGUGGGCGUUAGUAUUGUCGCGAGAGUUUUCGGAGAUCGAAACAUUAGAAAAGAAAUUAGCCAACGAGAAGGUUGAACUCGAUGUUCAAUACGAAAAGGUUCCUACCUUUGUCGACGACGUCUUGAAGGUGAAUCCAGAUUUGCAUAAAGGACAACUUUUUUUCAUCAAAACAUUCGCCGAGGGCCUCUUCAAUAGCAUUCUGGAUUUGUUACCGGAAUUAAAGUACACAAGCGACAUAGCAUCGGAAAAUAAGAAGUUUUGGCUCGAGAGAGAGGCGAGCUUCAAUAUUUGA
Molecule: messenger RNA, 1740 nt
Organism: Candidozyma auris
Lineage: Eukaryota; Fungi; Ascomycota; Pichiomycetes; Serinales; Metschnikowiaceae
Gene: PDE2
Product: 3',5'-cyclic-nucleotide phosphodiesterase PDE2
Exons: 1
Coding region: 1-1740 (579 amino acids)
Biological process (GO): signal transduction
Molecular function (GO): 3',5'-cyclic-nucleotide phosphodiesterase activity
Source: RefSeq, a predicted model, not a curated record